UCCCAACCCCUCUCUUCAUUCGAAUGUGAAGCCCACUACGAAAAUGUCUGAGAUACUAACCGAUACGCAAAGCAGAAGCAUAUCCACGCUAAGCCACGACGUGAAAUCUAGUCUUUCUAACUUGAAAUUGGGCUUAGAAAGGCAAACCGACAUUGAUCAAUUUCCGAUACAACCGAAUGUCCUUGAGGAUCUUUUGGACAGGUUCUUGUUGUGGGCCGGAAAUUUAGGGGCACUCCAGGAUUCGACGAGCACGCUUUCAUUAGAUAGUCGCAUCUCAUCAUCUCCGGAGAUUUACGAGCAAGUAUGCGAAUUUCUCGACGAUCUACGUGAAGCUAUUAAUGAUUUGACGGAAAUAUUCGAAGGGAAUCGACCUAAUAGAGAUCUCCAGAAUCCCGUUACCGAAUAUCUUGACAUAUGCCACGAUUACGAACUGGAAAACCCCCCUCCUCUCGGGCUACCGUGUUCUGACGAGGCACAUGCCAUUGUUGAGGUUAUUUUACAAUGCAUCCGAUCUCUUUUCAGAAUCGGUGUAUUGAUCCGAAAAUCAAGUCCCCGAGAUCGAUUUCAGCAAGCUCUCCAAGAUACGGAUUGUGUGUUUCCGACAGUGUUCGACAUUGACCAUGUCCGGCAUAAAUACCCCAAACUAAGCGAGUCCAACACGCAGACCAUCACGGGAAGGAUGGGAAAGGCGAAUGCGAAAAGGAGACAGUUCAUAAAAUACUGUCGUGACCACAAAUCACGACUAGAAGCUGAAGAUGAGAGAGCUGAAAAGCAGUCGAGCAAAGCCACUACCCUACCCCCAACUGGAUUAGACCAACUGACCCAGCUAGAGCGGUACACGGCGGAAGAUGAAGAUAGAAUAUCAUUAACUACGGCAUCGACUACAUUUGAGUCUGCUGAGGAUUGUAGACUGCCAACGCUCGGAGAACUAUCGCCCGACUUUGAGCCAUUUGAAUGCCCUAUAUGCUUCACACUUCAGUCUUUCCGACGAGAGAAGGCUUGGAGAUUCCACGCCUUCUGCGACCUCAGGGCAUAUGCUUGUACUGUGGGAGGGCCGGAAUGCGAAGAAAAGCUAUUCAUGACUCGCAAUUCAUGGUUUGAACAUGAAUUAAAGGUCCAUCGAUCAAAAUUUGCAUGCCCUAUAUGUAAGAAAGAUAGCGACAGCAAAGUGACUAUGAUGUCUCACAUCGGAUCUGCGCACAUCAAUUUCACAGCUGAGCAGAUCCCGAUAUUGGCUGAGGAAGGACGGGUGGUGCCAACCCGCUUUGACGCCCGAGAAUGUCCAUUUUGCAAUGAUUGGGCCGUGAAACUGAGAUCUAAGCGUCAAGCACUCGAGGGAACCCAAUUUACCACCCAAGACGAGAGUAAAUUAGUUGUCUCAAUGUCACGAUUCAGAAAACAUGUGGCUACCCACCAAGAACAGCUCGCAACAUUUGUGGUAUCAACACCGCGAGAACCCGGCGACACAAUCAGUGAAAGCGAAGAUGACGACGAGCUUGUCCGGGAGGUUGACAAACUAACGAUAAUGGACAAUGCCCCCAAUACAAUUAGAUUUAGGACUAGCGCUGGCGGUGGCAGUGUCGGUUACAGUGGGUGGAGAUGGGACUGUUGUUCUUGUUCCAAUGGGGCCAAUCAAUCCUAUAUAUACAAUCCUAAUUGCGUAGAAUGUUGGCAUCGAAGGGCGGAUUGUUGUGAAGUCUACAGAAUCAAAAUAACUUCCUAAGAUCGAUGUUUUGAUUUAAGUGUACGGAUUGGCUGGUGGGGCUUACGAAUAAUGAGGAAUUAAGAGUCGAGAGAUGUAACUGCCGCCCCUUGCAAUAUAAGUGAUUGCCUACUAUGUAGGUAGAUAUAAGCCUGCUUAUACAGUACGCAGUACGACGUGAAAGCAUUGUCCAUAGCAGAAUAAGAGAAGAAGGAAGGUGGAAUUGUGGUUCGUCCACCAAAAAGAGUUCUACGAAAAGACAGUAUAUUCUGGGCUCUUUGACUGCUUCGUCCGAUAUUUCUGGCAGCGUAAAAGCUAGGUAGAAUUCAAAGUUCGC
This is a messenger RNA of Annulohypoxylon truncatum, 2039 nucleotides long. RefSeq lists its product as uncharacterized. Lineage: Eukaryota; Fungi; Ascomycota; Sordariomycetes; Xylariales; Hypoxylaceae. The record is from RefSeq and is a predicted model, not a curated record. The transcript is spliced from 5 exons. Bases 44 to 1723 code for a protein of 559 amino acids.